This is a messenger RNA of Leucoraja erinaceus (little skate), 4560 nucleotides long. RefSeq names its product exocyst complex component 1-like. The transcript has 3 exons. The coding region runs from base 794 to 1303 and encodes 169 amino acids. The record is from RefSeq and is a predicted model, not a curated record. Lineage: Eukaryota; Metazoa; Chordata; Chondrichthyes; Rajiformes; Rajidae.
GGCAGUGGAGUUUAUGAGUCAUAGUAACCGAGUGGAUCAAUGUCUUGAAUCUAUUAUUGUGAGAGAUAGGAACUGGACUCAAUGUUUCAAACAGCUUGUAAGUUGUCAGAUGUAACUAGUCUUUAAUGGCCCAACUGUGAUCUAGGACUAAUGGACUGACAGUGGAAGAGAAAAGUUGCUAUGGUAACCGGAAGUAAAAUGUCUUUCUGUUUCAUGAAAAGCCCAUCAUUCACCAACAGUUGUCCUCUGAGACCUGGGUUAAUAGUCUGGACUGAAUGUUGCCCAUCGCAUACAUUCCAGGAAGUGUAGCUUGUCUCAAACUAAUUGCAUCUGCAUCAUUGACACCGUCAGUCUGCAUUAAAUGCUCAGCAAUUAAAAAAAAUUAUUCAAUUGAAUUUGGGUUGGUGACAACUGACCACAUCUGGAAUUGGUUAAGGUAGCUGGCCAUCCAUCAAUCCACUUUCACUUUCUGCCUCUGCCUGGACUGGCCUCUUGCUCAGUUUUCACAAUCGAUGUGUAAUCUCAGGUUACUGACUGCCCUCCCGACCAAACAUUUCAAACCAUCCACAGACUCAUUAUUUCUCUGUCCAGAAUUUAAUGGAUUGUUAAUGGGUCUCAUCACUUAAAUGUGCAGUACGUUUUGCCUCCUCUAUUUUCCCAAGCCAAUACAAUAUUCUGUACAGCUGUCAGUGUGCAUUAACUACAAAUUCUUUGAAUGGGUUAAAUAUAGUAAAAUAUAGCUUUGCAAGCCGAAGCAUAAGGGGAGUGCCAAAUCAUUUCACGUGUAAUAGAAAUGUCAACCGGACGGAAGGCAAUGCUUCAAGAAAAUGUCUUUGGUCCAAAGGGAGAACGCUUGGUCCACGUUUUGCCAAUUCAGGUAUCUGAAGAAAAUGAAGAUUACUGCUUGUGCAUUACAGUCACCAGAGACGAGGAGGUGUAUAUUACUCUAAUGAAAAUCAUGAAUAAAGGCCUUAAAGAGAUGUACAUGAUUCAGGAUGUCUGGUACCUGGAAGAUCUAACACUGGUAGAUGGAAAAGAUGCAACCUCAGAUAACCCACACCUCGACCUACAUUUUCAAACCGUCUGCAGCUGGGAAGCUAGUAGCACUGCUGCCAAGUACGCUUUUGUAAGAAGCUUACGAAAAGUGAAUAAAGUCUACCUGCAAAAGGAUAUUCAGUUUCUGAACUUUGACAGCGAUUUUAUCCAAGAAAUGAAUUUCUUUGGUGUACCGGAGGACACACUGUUGGUGAUACAACUGUGCUUACAAGCCUUCAACUGCAUCUGCCUUCUGGGUUCUUUGUAGGGAGGUGUUGUAUAUAUUCUAUGGCUGAAAUCUCCAACAUUACCAUUUAGCACAGUAUUAAAAAUUAUUUUGCUAGAUUAACAAAAUAUUAUUUCAAUAAAACAUGCUUCUUACAGUCAAAAUGUGAGCCAUUGAUAGUCUUUAAAUGAACUGAAAGCAGAAAGAUAUAUUAUUUUAAAGCCUCAAAAUAUAUACUUUCAUAUUGGAAUUAAAAUCCAACAAUCCAGGCAUUGUUCUUGCUAAAUCUAGAGCCACAUUAUUUGCCAUAUAUCAGCUUGGUAGAUACAUACUUUGACAAUAAUGAGUAACAGCACCUCACCUUUUUACAUGUGGGGUAUGUGCUUGAAAAACAGCUCGUAAUUUAAAAAUGCGUAAAUUAAACCUAUGCUGCCAGUAGUGAAUCUGAGUGCGUUAUUCCAAAAAUACAAACGUGCAAAUCAAACCUUACUAAUUAAAGGAUCAAGGGCGUUAUUUUAAAAUGCAUAAAUUGAACACGCAUAAAACGAAAGGUGCAUGUGGUUAACUACUCAAAGGAAUCAACUCCUGUUAAUAAAGGACCUGUCCCACUUGGCUGUCUUUCGCGCGCCAUUUACGCGACCUGCUAGCGUGGGGGUAGCGUGUGGGUAGCGUGUGGAUAGCAUGUGGGUAGCGCGGGACGGACGCAUGGAGUGGUGUGGAGUGGCGUGGAGGAGUGUGGACUUCGUCCUGCACUAAAUCUUCGUACGCCAACGGCCUGUCGCAUAACUGACGGCCAAAGUGGGACAGGCCCAAGACCCUGGCGCGACGCAACGUCUCACCUCCAACGUCAGCAGAAACAGGCAAACGAUCAUCGAACUCAGCCUGGGGCUCACGGCCAUUGCGGAUCCGGUCCACCCCCAUUUCUACUCCCAGAGCGGGGCCAAGAAAAUUGAAGAUAGACACAAAAUGCAGGAGUAACUCAGCGGGACCGACAGCAUCUCUGGAGAGAAGGAAUGGAUGACAUUUUGGGUCAAGUCCUUUCUUUCAGACUGAAGAAGAAACAUCAUCCAUUGCUUCUCUCCAGAGAUGCUGCCAGUCCUGCUGAGUUACUCCUGCAUUUUGUGUCCAUCUUCAAAUGACGUCACGUGCUCCAGAUGGCGCAUGAUGGCACGCGUGACUCUCGCGGGACCGUCGCGCCUCAACCGUCGCAUCAAACCAAACGAGACAAGGAAAACCCCUAGAAUGCAGACUAAACACCACAAAUGCAAUAUGUUUACCAAAUGCCAUGGAUCAAAAGAAUGUUAGUCCGUCAUGUACUUUAUUUAUGCUGAUGCAACUAAGUGAGUAUUCAACUCCAAAGAUCAGUGAAUCGUUAAUGCAUGCUAUCUUUGCUUUGGGUGUGGUGAAUUUUUAAUCUGUAGAUCGUAGAUUUACAUUUCAUUCCAUGAAAUGAUGACAAGAUCUGGGCGAACAAGUUGAUAUUCUGCUGUAUUUCAGAUGCAAUGUUUUCAAAGGUUUUUAAAGAUUGGAAAUAAAUGUUGCUUUUUGCUGGGACCCAUGUGCUGAAAUAAAGAGGAGGGAGAACUAAAGACAGAUAUGACAGAUAAGAAGUUGGAUCUAAAUGUUGUCAUGGGAAGACAUAAAAGGGCAUGCACCCCUAUUUCAUUGUCUGUGGAGAGACAUAGUUCCUCAAGUCCUCAUGCAUUUAGAUGGACAAGGGCUGGUUAGGGAUAGUCAAGAUUGUUUUGUAUGUCAAGUCAAGUCAAGUCACAUUUAUUUACAUAGCACUUUUAAAAAACAACUCUCGUUGGCCAAAGUGCUUUACAUUUGUUAUAAGAAUAGCACCACAAAACAAACUACAUACAUAUAUACAUGUAGCCCUCACUCAGAGGAUGUCUGGAAAGGCUUGGGAGUAUAGAUAAGUCUUUAGUCUUGACUUAAAAGAGUCGAUGGGGGGGGAGGUUCUGAUGGGAAAGGGGAUGCUCUUCCACAGUCUAGGGGCUGCAACCGCAAAGGCGCGGUCGGUCAUGUCACACAUAUCUGAUUGAAUUUUUGAAGAUGAGACCAAAAAAAUUGAUGAAGGCAGAGCUGUAGACAUAUAUAUGGAUUUCAGCAAGGCAUUUGACAAGGUUCCGUAUGGAAGUUUAUAUUGUAUGGGAUCCAAGGAGAGAUAGCUGAAUGGAUAGAAAAUUGGCUUCAUGGAAUGAAGCCAGGGGUCAUGGUGGAAUGUUGCUUCUCAGAUUGGAGGCCUAAGUUUAAAGAUAUAUACUAGAAUGACUUUUACUUAAUGUUACAAUGUUCCAGUUCAAGUUCACAUUUAUUGUCACAUGCACCAAUUGAGGUAAAGUGAUAUUUGAGUUACCAUACAGCCAUACUAAGUGAAAAGAACCCAAUACACAAAUAAAAUAAAAUUUAACAUAAAUAUCCACCAUAGUGGAAUCAACAUUCGUCACUGUGAUGGAAGGCAAUAAAGUUCAGUCAUCUUCCUUUCGGGGUCGGGGCCUUGAACCCUCCGCAAUUGCCAUUGCUGAUGAUCCGAUGAUCAAGCCCUCUCGCCGAGAUGAUCUAAACUCCGGCGUUGGGAUGCCAUGGAAAAAUGCAUGGAGCAUUGAAUCAUAUUAGUACCAUUGCAAUUUGUGGCCAUUGUCUACAUGUCAAGAAUAGAUUCGUACCUAAUGAUUGGUGAGAUGUGAGAUCACUAUUACCUGUACUAAAGAUGAAGCUUUGAAAGCUUCUAUAACGAAUGCCCUGUUGGUUUUCUCUUCUGCAGGAUAACCCACACCUCGACCUACAUUUUCAAACCAUCUGCAGCUGCGAAGCUAGUAGCACUGCUGCCAAGUAUGCUUUUGUAAGAAGCUUACGAAAAGUGAAUAAAGUCUACCUGCAAAAGGAUAUUCAGUUUCUGAACUUCUGACAGCGAUUUUAUCCAAGAAAUGAAUUUCUUUGGUGUUCCGGAAGACACAAUGUUAGUGGUACAGCUGAAAUUGCCAACAUUACCAUUUAGCACAGUAUUAAAAAUUAUUUUUGCCAGAUUCACAAUAGACAAUAGACAAUAGGUGCAGGUGUAGGCCAUUUGGCCCUUCGAGCCAGCACCGCCAUUCAAUGUUUUCAUGGCUGAUCAUCCCCAAUCAGUACCCCGUUCCUGCCUUCUCCCCAUAUCCCCUGACUCUGCUAUUUUUAAGAGCCCUAUCUAGCUCUCUCUUGAAAGUAUCCAGAGAACCCGCCUCCACCGCACUAUGAGGCAGAGAAUUCCACAGACACACCACUCUCUGUGAGAAAAAGUGUUUCCUCGUCUCCGU